This is a messenger RNA of Caenorhabditis sp. 36 PRJEB53466, 447 nucleotides long. Lineage: Eukaryota; Metazoa; Nematoda; Chromadorea; Rhabditida; Rhabditidae. The record is from the annotation of a GenBank genome assembly.
AUGUGUUCCUGCGACGGAAUCACGAUGAGCGCGAACGGAAGGUAACAUCAGAUAAUAAUGAGAUAAUGGAAUUUUUCUGUCUCAAAGUUUGGCCGUUAACCAUAUUUUCUCUGGAUCUUCCCGAUCGGCACAGGAAUCGCAUAGAAAAUGUUAAACUGGCAGCUGUGUACGUUUCCAAGUACGAACCGACGGCACCAGUUCAUGAUUCAAUUUUCGAGCACGUCUGCGCCGCAUUGCAAAAAGACGUCGUUUGGAAAGAUUCAACGCGGCGAGUAAUUUUUCAGGAUUUCUCAGAAAAUCAUUUAAUUUAGAUUGAGCAGCUCCAAGCCAAGCUUCUGAACAGACGACACAUUGUGGACCCGGUAAGUGAACAUUUGAGGCAAUUUUAAGACACGUGUUUUCUAGAAGCAACUGUACGCGACUAUCGAUCGAAGAGAGAUUAGAUAG